CCUAUACUGACUCACAGGAAAGGUUAACGGAUUGCCAGUCACCUUCCAUGAGAAUCAUUCAAAAAUUCACAGGCCAGAAUUCACAAAUAUUUUAGAAGAUAAGAGGAGCAUCAGAACUGGACAUCAGCCUUGAAACAAGGAGAGGUUUGCAAAAGAAAUAAUAGGGGAAAUCCAAAUUCUACAAAAAGUUAAAAAGUGAAAAAGGUGCCCAGAACAAAAGAACGAGCCUCAUGACCUCUCUGCCCCCUUUGGAUGUGGGAAAAGAAUAUUAUAAAUACAACGGAACUAGAGUCACAAAUGGCAAUGACACAUUUUAUAUUGACUUCUUCCUCUGUGAUUUUGGAGAAUGCAAAUAUAUGAGGAGCUUUGCCUUUCUCAUCUCCACUUUUGGACUUGUGGGGAAUGGGAUUGUCAUCUGGCUUCUUGGUUUCUGCAUGAAGAGGAAUCCUUUCACAACACUCAUUCUGAAUUUGGCUGUUGCUGACUUUGGGGUCCUCAUAUACAUAGUUAUUGAUUGUACUCUUUAUAUAAUGUCUUUAUUUUCAAACAAAGAUCCAGUUUCAUGUGGGCAUUUUUUGGAGGUAAAGGUGACAUUCCUCAAUAUCUUUUUCUUCUUGCAAUUCACUGGACAACUUCUACUGACAACCAUCAGCAUUGACAGAUGUGUUUCUGUCUUCUUUCCAGUUUGGCACAGAUGUCACCGCCCGACCUAUAUGUCUUUUACUGUAUGUGCCUUCCUAUGGAUCACUUCCUUCGUGUUCUCUCUAAUUCCCUACAUUCACAUUCUAACUUUUCAAUAUGAAAUAUUCUACAUUGUGUUUGCUGUAACUCCCUUGCUUUGCUUCCCACUCAUGAUUAUCUCUUCUCUUAUGCUCUUCAUCAAAGUCCUCUAUAAGUCACCAAAACAUAAACAGAGAAAGGCCUUAACAGCCAUCGUCUUUACUCUUCUCUUCUUCAUUAUAUUUGCUUUUCCAGUUACUGCUUCUCUUUUCGUCAUGUUUGUAAUUCCCAUUCUAUCGUAUUAUGGUGUGAUUCACUAUUUGUUCCUGGGUGCAUCUCUAAACAGCAGUGUUAACCCCUUCAUUUAUUUCCUGGUUGGGACAAAGGGAGGCCAAAGAAGGGAGGAGAUGAAAAAUAUCCUUCAAAGGCUUUUCAAGGAAGAGCAUGGAGCAGAAACAGACUCCCCAGCUUAA
Molecule: messenger RNA, 1193 nt
Organism: Sceloporus undulatus (fence lizard)
Lineage: Eukaryota; Metazoa; Chordata; Lepidosauria; Squamata; Phrynosomatidae
Product: proto-oncogene Mas-like
Biological process (GO): G protein-coupled receptor signaling pathway
Cellular component (GO): membrane
Molecular function (GO): G protein-coupled receptor activity
Source: RefSeq, a predicted model, not a curated record